AGCACUUUAUGACCGGCUUGCGGAAGUGGAACAGGAUUUGAGCUUUAAGAAAGACGACAUCUUGUACGUUGACGACACUCUGCCGCAGGGGAACUUCGGUUGUUGGAUGGCGUGGCAGCUGGACGAGAACGCCCAGAAGUUGGAAAGAGGACAGAUCCCCAGCAAAUACAUGAUGGAGCAGGAGUUCUACAGGAGACACAGCAUGUCCGAGGCGAAGGACGAGAAUAGCUCCACAAAGACAUCGUCAGCCGCAGCUCGGAGGUCGUUCUUUAGGAGGAAGCAUAAACACAAGCGCAGCGGGUCCAAAGAUGGAAAGGAUUUGCAGGCCCUCGAUACCAUCAGCACGGACUCCAUUCCUUUCUUGGACGAUGCGGUCAGCUUGGCUUAUCAGAGAGUCCAGAAAGUGGACUGCACGUCUCCAAGGCCUGUGCUUAUCCUGGGGCCACUGCUCGACGCUGUGAAGGACAUGCUAGUAAAGGAGUCUCCAGGAAAAUUUUGCAGAUGUCCCCUUGAGGUGAUGAAAGCUUCCCAGCAAGCCAUUGAGCGGGGCGUGAAGGACUGCCUGUUCAUCGACUACAAGCGUAGGAGCGGGCACUUCGACGUGACAACGGUGGCCUCCAUAAAAGAAAUUACCGAAAAGGACUGUCACUGUCUCUUGGAUAUUGCUCCUCACGCCAUAGAGCGGCUCCACAGCAUUCACAUCUACCCGAUCGUCGUCUUCAUUCGCUACAAGAACACCAAGCAAAUCAAGGAGCAAAAAGACCCCAUCUUCCUGCGGGACAAAGUGACCCAGAAACAUUCCAAAGAACAGUUUGAGACUGCUCAAAAAAUAGAACAGGAGUAUAGCAAGUACUUUACAGGCGUUGUCCAAGGCGGUCCUCUUUCAACCAUUUGCACUCAGAUUAUGACGACUGUGGAUCAAGAGCAAAACAAGGUCCUGUGGAUUCCAGCCGGCCCUUUGUAGAAACCUGCUCUGCACCAGACUCUAAAUAAACAUUGAAGGGUGGGGUGGUCCAUUUAUAACUGCUUGUAUGGUGGGCACAGAUUAUAGACAUUAUGUGGACGGUGAACUUGGAAGGCGAUCAUUCUUAUGUCAGCAGAAUUCUCAGAAGUGUGCUUCUAUAUGAAUGGACGAAAACAGAAUUCCUUUGUUUCCCAUAAAAAGACUUUGCAAGGUUACAAAAAAAGUGAAAGAAACCCUUUAAGAUACGUUUACAAAAUCUUUUCCCCCCAAGUACUUGGAGGUUCAUGUUUACUUGAAUUUUUUAACAAUCGGUUCGAAGUUUUUUUUGGUUUUGUUUCUGUUUUGUUUUUGUUUUGUUCUCCGCUUCUGAUAUGGGAAGCAAAUGCUAGGGUAGAGUUUUCUUCAUGCUGAGUGAAGCUGACCUUUACACGGUGUGAUUCUGUCGUUCGGCGAUGAACUUUCUCGCGUCAGAAUAACCGCACGAAUUGUGAACGAGUUUUUGCAUAGGUACGUGUUUUCGGGAGUGAAUAUAGGAGGACUCCAAACACAUGGGUCAGGCCACUGUUCAUAUUUCACAAGCUGUUUGUCCGUCAAAAGUUCUUGGGCUUUCUUUUAUGCAUGGAUCUGCUACAUAAUGUCAUGACGUAUCUGAUCAUACUGUGCUGGUUGUGUAAUCAGGAAUCGUAAUUUUUGAGUUGUCAGGCCUGUGUUUAAGAAGCAGAUCGGGAGUGUUAAUAACCAGCCCCGGACUGCGUUAUUUUACGGCUUGGUGUAGGUAUAGCCUGCUUAGUUGGAAGCUUACAUCGCUCAUACUUCGGUGUGUAGUAGUCAUAGGGAUUUUAAUUUAAUUAGAAGCACGGUCUUCGGUUUUUAGGGAUCUAGUGUGGUCCUAUAACUGUUAGUUUUUGCCACUGUCAACAAAUAUCGUGUAUGUUUUUUAAAAAAAAUUGUUACAAUACUUAUUUCCUGACUGUACCAAAUUCCAUUGUAUGUGUCUCUUUGCACUUCUAACCUUGUUUUUCCAGCAGUGUGCAUUUAUUUUUCCUUUGUUAAAAAAAAAAAGAUUGCAUGUCAACGUUUUGUAGGUACUGUAACUUUAUUGUCGGUGUUCAAGUUAUCUUUUGCAUUGUGAUAACCUGUUCCUAACAUUUCAUAAUGUAGAAAGAUCCCCCCCCCUUUUGGGUUUUUACCCUUCAGUUUUUUUAGUUUUUUGCUUCUUUUUUUUUUGGCGUUAAUUUAAAAAAAAAAGGGAUUCUUCUUGCACAGUUGUUCAAAGACAAAAAUUGGUUGGAAAUUUUAACCUGUUUUGCAGAUACUGUUUUAUAGUUCAAAACACAGGACAGAGGAAAAGGAGAGGGGAAAAAAUUUAGAAAGCCUAUUGAUAAAUUCUUAGUUGAAGUACUGUUUAUAAGUCGAGGGACAGCAGUUAUAUAUUUUUUUAAAGAAAGAGGCGAGAGUUGGGCUUCAGCGGUCCACUUGAAACAGACCAGCAC
This is a messenger RNA of Gekko japonicus, 2457 nucleotides long. Its product is annotated as disks large homolog 5-like. Gene Ontology annotation, molecular function: protein binding. The transcript is spliced from 7 exons. The annotation marks the transcript as partial. NCBI's taxonomy places the organism in Eukaryota, Metazoa, Chordata, Lepidosauria, Squamata, Gekkonidae. The record is from RefSeq and is a predicted model, not a curated record.